This is a messenger RNA of Xiphias gladius (swordfish), 1253 nucleotides long. RefSeq names its product La ribonucleoprotein 6, translational regulator b (gene larp6b). Gene Ontology annotation, cellular component: nucleus. NCBI's taxonomy places the organism in Eukaryota, Metazoa, Chordata, Actinopteri, Istiophoriformes, Xiphiidae. Gene Ontology annotation, molecular function: mRNA binding. The record is from RefSeq and is a predicted model, not a curated record. Gene Ontology annotation, biological process: RNA processing.
UAAGAAACAGCCCAAACAAAACUGCAGCUAGUGACCUCUUGUUGCUAACCUCAGGAGACACCAUGAGCAAUCCAACUGGAGAUGAUUCACAAUCUGCCCAAGAUGAGGAAGAGCGUCAACGUGAGGUGCUCUUCUUCAACAUUAAAGCCCAUUUGGAAGAUUUGUUCUCCGACCGUCAGCUGGCACAGGACGGCUUCCUGCUGAAACACGUGCAGAAGAACAAGCAGGGCUACGUGAGUCUCAAGCUCCUCACUUGUUUGAAAAAGAUAAAGGCCCUGACCACAAACUGGUACAUGACUCUAGCAGCAGCGGAGUACUCAGACCUUCUGGAAGUGAAUGAUGAGCGCACGAAAGUGAGGCGGAUAGCACCACUUCCCAAGUGGCUGCUCUGUUCCCCCACCAGCAAGCUCCUCCUUGCCUGGAACAUAUCUGAGGACCAAACCAGAGAGGACGGAGCAGCCCAAGGCCUGGAGCGACCUUCACUUUCAGAGAGAAUCCUCCAAAGGUUUAGCGCUCACGGUGUUGUCACGUCGGUCUGGAUCCUGCAUCCUGGCAAAGAGCUGCCUAAGGAACUGCGGUGCUACGCCACACGUCACAAAGCGCUUGGCCAACAUUUGUGUGCAGUGGUCAAGUUCGAUAGUUUAGAUGCAGUUCGUAAGGCCUACAAUGUCCUGAAGGCAGAAGAGGAGAAGUCCAAUGGGAAGGGCAUGUGUGUGGUGCCUUUGGGAUUCCAGUCAAUGCAUCGCGUCGGCAAGGACGAAUCCUCAGAAGAAAAAAAUAAGGACCAACCUGAGAACGCGCUGUCCCAGGAAAAUCCGAGUGAAACCUCAGAAGAUUCAGUCCAGGAGGAACCCUCUUCACCAGCUACGGUCUCCGACAAGACUCCAGACACACGUCUGCCCCAAAAUACUUUGAACAACUCCGUUCAAAAAACCUUUGAGCAGAUCUCCACCAGCUGCAAGGGCCAGUCCUUCUCUGGUUUGAAUGAGAGGUACAGUAGAAUGACCUGGUGCUCCGGAGACUUUGAUAAGGAGAGUUCUCGGAGCCCCUGGGUGAUGAGGCGCAAAUUUGAAGCUAUUGCAUUAAACCCCGAAGCGCCUGUACACCCGAAUGUGCUCUACUUGAUGCAAAGAGUGCUGCGUCAGCCCUUCGGCCCUGAUGGCACCACAGGGUUUCAGGGCGGAGGGAAGUCGCUGCAGCGGAUCGAAGAAGACGAGUUCAAAUUCUCACCUGGGCGGAGUAGUCAGCGCUGA